ACCAGCCCGACUAGGAGAAGCUCUGCAGUCCAGACCACGGCGGCGGAUGGAACCGUAUAAAAGUACUCGCCGCCGUCGCCGCUGAUCUUUGCACCUCCUGGGUAAUGGUGCUGCACAUCCAUCUCGCGCCCCUCCACUGCUGUCGUCGUUCUGACCGUGAUGGGUGGUGUCAUCGGGCAUCAGCCACAUUGCCUUGCGUCAACUGCCGUCAUGUUACGCUUCCCAACGGCGGGAAACUCAAUUCGAAAUUGGACGCGAUUCUCCGACACUACGCGGGAUUGACUGGCCUUGCGCUGCUCGCCUCGCCAUGCCCAACAAUACCCUCGGCGAUGAGAACGUGCUCCGAAGUCUCGAUGCCGACCGAUUGUGAGCUUCUUUGUAAAGGCGCAAGACGUGGCAAUGCGACGCAGGGUGCGCUAAAAAAAAACUGCCGCGAGUGUAUGAAAGUGUUUGAAACGCCUAGCCAGGCCACAUAUUACCCCAUCCCUGUCGAUAACAUUGUGCACUUUCACAUACUUUUGCCGAUUGACUCGUGCCGCCCAUGUCCACCGCUCACGGUCCACGGAUGCUGCAUCGUGCUCUGAUUGGCGAAUGUAGCCUCAGAAUAGAAUGAUCCCAUGACAGGCCGCGGCUGCCCAACUUCACCGCAGCACAUUGAUCGCCAGUAUGCCGUCACCAAGUAACGGACCUGUGCCUUCCGUACAUCGACUUCGACGUGUGAUCUGGUCACUCGGUGCUCUCCCGCCGCUCGUUACCAAGC
Molecule: messenger RNA, 760 nt
Organism: Neohortaea acidophila
Lineage: Eukaryota; Fungi; Ascomycota; Dothideomycetes; Mycosphaerellales; Teratosphaeriaceae
Exons: 1
Coding region: 105-584 (159 amino acids)
Source: RefSeq, a predicted model, not a curated record